CAGAAAAUUCGCGAAUUUCAAAGUUUGGAAAGAAAGCCGAGAAUUUUCAUGAUGUCUCUUGAUCAAAUUGCUUCAAUCCAGUUCCUGUCUCAAGAUGUACAAAAUCAACUAAGAUCUGGCGUUGCCACACCAUCAGUUGUCCAAUGUGUAGAGGAAUUGGUUGUGAAUAGUAUUGACGCUGAAGCUUCUUGCAUCGCUGUUCGUGUGCAUCUACCUGACUGUCAAAUUCAGGUCGUAGACAAUGGAAGGGGGAUGACUAAAGAUGAUAUGCUCUGUGUGGGUGAGAGAUAUGCUACAAGCAAAUGCCAUAACACAAAAGACCUUGAAGAUAUAUCCCAUUAUGGAUACAGAGGAGAAGCUCUUGCAAGUAUAAAGGAAAUUUCUUCAGUGUUGGAGAUCACUUCACGAGCCAGAGGGUCUGAACUUACCUACAGUAAACUCUUUCAUCAUGGAAAGGAUCAAGGUGUCACAAAGGCUUCAAAGGUUAGGCUAAGUGGAGGGACAACAGUCACAGCCCGAAAUGUUUUCUAUAAUUUACCAGUAAGGCGGAAGAUGCUGUCCAGUCCCUUGGUGUAUGAACAAAUCUGCAAGCAACUACAGGCAAUAUCUUUGAUUCACCCACAGAUUUCGCUUACUCUUCGAAAUGACAGCACAGGAGUAAAAUCAAUACAAACGCACCACUCGUCAUCAGUUGUUCAAACGUUUGGGUAUCUCUUUGGUAAAGAUGUGGUAGGUGGCUUGAAAGAGGUGAAUCACAUUCACGCAGUCUUCAACAUUUCAGGGUUUAUUGGAUCAACAAGUCAUCGGAACAAGUCCCUGCAAUUUGUUUAUGUGAAUGGAAGAUUGAUUCUGAAGACAAAAAUUCACAAACUUGUGAAUGAGCUUCUCAGUAACUCACUUGUUACUAAGAGUAAAGGAAAAAAUCAAAACAUGUCGCAAGGAUACAGCAUGUCUGCCACAUGCCAACCUAGUCCUGGGGGAAAUCAAAUGGAGUAUGGCAUCUUUGUUUUGAACAUCACUUGCUGUCGUAAUGAAUAUGACAUCACGUUUGAUCCAGCCAAGACCUUAGUUGAGUUUAGGGACUGGGAAGGAGUCGUAACCUGUGUGCAUGAGCUUGUUACAUCUUUUCUUGAGAGGGAGAAUCUUACAAUGAAAUUUAAUGUUGCACAGACAGGAAGUGAAGCAGGACGUAGUAAUCUUAUCAUACCAAAUGAAACCGAAGUGUGUGCCAGUGUCAUCAGUACAACUGAUUGUAAAAAUGCUGUUCAGUCAACAUGUGUUAGAAGACAAAUUGUCCAGCCAGAUGUCAGCACCAUGUUGAAUAACCUGAAUCCCUGUAACAUAGAGAGAGUAGAGGAGGAUAAAGCUGACUCUCAUACGACAAAUAAUUCUGACAGGAUACCAGAUGCAUUUGGAGAUGUCAAUAAGAUCAGAGAAACUGAAAUCCCGCAACCAGAUGCAUGUGACACAAAUAAACAUGUGGACACAAAUAAACAUAUGGAGGAGGUUCUUACAGCAUAUGCAAGUGACCAUUCAGAUCCUAAUGCAGAUCCACAUUGUCAGCUCUCUGAGGAGACUUUGGUUAAUAGACCCAUGCCAAAAACACCUGAUGAUAAGAAAGAUGAUAGUUCUCAAAAUAUGAAGUCUCUGACUUCAAACUUGUCUUGUAAUAGGGAAGGAAGUGCAGCCAUCAGUGCAGCUCAUUGGACACCACCAUCAUCAGAACUAGAUGUAGGAUCGAGUGAGGAGACUUUAACUAGCAGUGAAGUGGAAAUUGGAACACCUAAGUCGGGAGUACAUCAGUGUUGUGAUGCUCGCUGUUUGUCAAUGAGAAGAGAUGACACUGACUCAGGACAAGAAGUUGUUGAUCUUGUUUCUCCUCGAACUAGGAUUGCUGUCAAAGCAAGAAAUACACUUUCAAUGUUUCGAAGAUCAGUAAAAAAGAAAAAAAUGACUAAGGCUGCAAAGGAUGAUUCAUCUCAGAAAUCAGAACAGAAAGUUAAUAAGCAUCUGCAAUCUGCUUCAGCCAAUGAGCACAAAACAAUUGCAUUGAGAUGGUACCGUAGUCCAGGAUUUCGAAGCACAUUGGAGAGUUUGAAUAUCAAAUGUAAGGACAGGCAGGAACAGGUGGAUAUGCUUCAAAGGCUAUCAUCAUCUAGUGGGCCCAGUCAAUCAAACGGUCACACCAAUGCUUUUACUUUUAGUUCAGAAAGUGGCAGCUCAAUGAAGGAAGCAUGUCUAAGCAAUCAACAAGCAAUUGCUGAUGAGAAGAGCAAACUUGGUAAUCAAGCAAAAACUCAUAUGGCUGAUGAUAACAAUGCACCUGGGCUGAAGGUUAAUGAAAAAGAGAAUGCUUGUCUUGUCAUUAUAGAGAAUAAAAAAUGUAAUCCAAGUGAACAUAUGAAGCCACAUGACUCAGAAGAGCAAAACAUACAUGAUGCACCCAAAGGUGGCUGUACAAAGAACACCAACAGAGAACACUGGGAAAGACAAAGAAGUGAUAGUAAUAUGUCAGAUCUUCCCAGACACUCUACUAUGGAACUAACAAACAGUAGGAAGAUAGCAGAUCCUCCUGAUUCUCCAAUUAGUUCCAAGGCAUGGAAGCAGAGCAGUGGAUGUAAUUUAAGAGAACGAAUGGAAUCGUAUGUUCAAGACUCAGAAGGGCAACUCGUGGAUGUUGCAGCCAGAGAUGACUGUAUUGAAAGCUCUAGUAGAGAACACUGUGAAAGAAAGAGCAUUGUUGUCAAUACCUCAUAUAUUCCAAGAAACUCUACUUUAGAAUCAACACCUACUUUGAAGAGAGUAGCAGAUCCUCCUGAUUCCCCAGUCAGUUCCAAGUGGCAGAAGCUGACCAGUGGAUUGCAAUCAUCAGCAUCUGCUGAGGUGCCAGUGAAGUUCUUGACAUCUACCUCAUUCAUGGUGAGUGCAUGUGAGGUCUUUGACAGAGAAACUUUGCAAAGCUCUAGUCCAACAGAUGAUUGCACUCAAAUUAGCAAUGAAGAACUUGAACAAUCAACGAGCGAGGGUGUUAGAGCAGCAAGUGAUGAUUGUCAGGUUCCACUUCCAGUUCAGGAGAGGCCUUGCACUGUACUUGAAACUGAACCAUUUACUGUUGAGAUUGCUGAUGGUGCACUUGAUCUUUGUGAAAUUGUUAAUGAAAAGGGAACAUUAGGUAAUAACACAACCCAUUGGAUGGAAGAAGAUACCACAGGAAUCAAUGCAAGGGAUAUCACAGAAAUGAAUGAGUUUGACACAAUGGCAGACAGUGGACAAAGUGCUAUCAAAAUCUUCCAGACAGACCAUAACGACAAUGAAUUAAAGGAAAAUAAUGCAGAGAUGACCACUGAUCCUGGUACCUAUAUGGAUGAAGAUUCUGGUCUGUUGGAUGCAAGUGAUCCAGAUGACUCAAUAUCUUUAUUUCAUAUACCUCACCAUGACGAAGAAAGAACAUUUUGUCUUGAUACUGUCGUAGUAGCGCCAGAAAAUAGAGAUGACAGUACUGCUACCAAAAAUGAUGCCCGAGAAAAUUCAAUUCCAAAAGAGGCACCAUUAUCAUCAAAAUCAACCAAUGUGCAUGGGGGAAGAGACCAAUUUGGUAUCAAUAUUGACCUAGCUCCCAUACAACAUUCUUGCCUUGAAGACAUCCAUUCUAUCAAAAUAUGCAAAGGAGCUGAUGAAAAUGUACCUAGUGCAGUAGAGGUACCUGAAAUACAGGUUUCCAGUGAAGGUAACCCAGCUACUGAAUCAGAAAUAAGAAUGUGUGAGUCUUCUUAUACCACUCAACGGGAGGACAUGGAUACCAAAGAUUCAUCAGGGAGAAAUGACCCAGAUGGUAAAUUUGUGAUAGAGAGCAGAGAGUGGUACAGUGUCUAUGAUGCUUCCAGGGGUAGGAAGAUCUUUAUUAAUCGCUUCAAUGGGAACUGCUCUUCUGACAAGCCAGAUGAUCUAGUGUUGAACCAGGAUUCAAGGCAGAUCAAUGUAGAUCAUCAGUUUACCAUGGUGACUAAAAAUGAUACAUUAGCCCAUCCUCAUCUUCCUCACAGUGCAGCCCCUUUUGUGAAUAACUUGCGUGAUAAGAAAGAGUCAUCAUCCCAUUCCCAUGAUCCUCCAGUCACACCUGCUACCUUGGCAACCGUUGAUGCUGCCAUGGAAGAAAGCCAAGAAGAAGAUGAUGAGUUGUCCAUUGUCAAGUGGGGCAAGAGAAGUCAGAUUUCUGGAGAUAGCUGCAAUGAAGGUCCACAAUUCUCAAAAUACAAUCAAGAAGGCACAGGAUACGGAUUUCUGACUUCUGUGAGUGAGGGAUUUCCCAACAUUGAUGUAAAGUUCCAGGCUAAGGUUCUCGCCUCACUCAAUCCAUGUCAGUUCACCAAAGGCAUGUUUGCAAGCAUGAAGGUCCUCGGUCAGGUAGAUAAAAAGUUCAUAGCCUGCCUGGUUAACAGUGAUUAUGAGAAGAACCCCGCAGGAGAGCCUAAUCUUCUUAUUCUUGUUGAUCAACAUGCUGCACAUGAACGCAUCAGGCUGGAAAUGCUCACUCAAGAUGCAUAUACAAGCCAUUGUGAUAAUCCUGAUGAUAGCAACGCUGACCAAACAAGAUGUAUCCGUACUUCUGAUGUCACUCCAGCUCUUCCUAUCAGUCUAUCUUCAUCUGAAUUAAGACUUCUGGAGGCUUAUCCUCAGAAGAUGAAGAGGAUUGGUAUAGCAUACCAAUUGUCUGAAGAUAGUGCCUUGGUUACUCGGCUACCAGCUUGUGUGGUAGAAAAAGAAGCAAAUGAGCUCAAAAGAGGUCGCCAAACCAUAGCUACCAGUGUGGCAGAGACGUUGAUCAAGGAAGUAUUGGACUCGCUACAGCAUCAAUCUGGAGCCGUUUCAUCCUUACCUAAGACCAUCACAAGGAUUCUUAACUCUCAAGCUUGCCAUGGUGCUAUCAAAUUUGGGGACACCCUUGAUCUUGCUGAAUGCAAGACUCUGAUUGGUCAGCUCUCAUCAUGUGACUUGCCUUUUCAAUGUGCCCAUGGUCGUCCAGCACUCAUGCCCAUUCUCGACUUUAAGAAGAUAAAGCAUGCAAACCGCAAAAAGGUUACACCUUCACCACCACAAGUUUGGAAGCUGAAGUAUCUCACGUCAGGUAUGAAUAUACAGGGUUGACUUGAUAUCAUUUCAGAUUAAACACAUGUAUUGAUGGAGAUUAAUUAGCCUACUUUUGGUCCCACCAAAGGGGCUACAGAUACAUACUAAACUGAUAUCAAAGGAUCUCCCCAAAUAAAAGUGGCAUAACUUUUUAUCUUAAAGGUUUUUGAGCAUGUUUGGUCACAAUUUUUAUUCCCCUUUUACCUAACUUCUCUGUAAAAAUAAAAUUUAUCAGUUGGGUCAUGCAUGAAUGAGCACAUAUAAAAUUCAGAAUUGGUACUUUUUUAAGUCACGUGGGUUGUAUGUUGUCAGUCAAACUUUUAUUUGGUGAAUGUUCAAGUGCUGUGAUAUUUUUGGUUUCAUCGCCAGAUCUAGUCACACAGAUCCAGACAUUGAUCAUGUAUUGCAUGGAUCAAUGAACUUAAAUUAGAGGGAAAUUCCCUAUGUUCAGCUUUCCCAAACUUUGGAUCGCUAACAUUCAGACUAUUGUAAAGUAGACAAUUUGCUAGGAAAAAAAUGCUAUCAUUAUAAUCUUAAGAGGUAAUUUUAACGUUUUUUAGUUACCCAUUUAAAUAAAAAACAAGAAAUACACCUGUACCAAAGUUAUUUCUUGAUAUGCAAUAAAUGAUUUCCUGUGAGCUUUGAAAAAUGUUUUGCAUUUGAAGUGAUCCCAUCAUGCAUGACAUGACAGAUAAUUUCAUGUUUACUCAGAAGUAUAGGAGAAACUUUCUAAGUUAUUUGCUGAAAACCAUUUUGUUAAAAUGUUGUGUCAUUUUGAUUGAAGGGGACAUUAUUUUUAUGUUGUUUACAAUCUUUGACCGAGAAGAAAUAAUAAAACUUUAUGGGUUGUACCAGAGACAUGAAGAUAAACAAAUCUCGAAAUAUACUUUUAACUUUAACUCCUCAUAACGUGCGUCCAAGUCUAAUUUCAUCUUUGAGGUAGCCUGCAGAGCCCUUUGAAGAUUAUAGCAGAUAAUGAUGAUAACUGUUUUCUUGAAACAAUAAAAGCAAAUGACAAUGAGUAGAUCGUUAUUUAAGCUUCUGUUCAAUUCAGAAAUCAUUGAACAUGUUUUGCAGAUAUGUGCCAUAGCCAUACAUGUCACAAGCGUAAGAAAUGCAGUUGAGUUUGCAUGAAUCUUCCCAAAAAUCGAAUUUUGCCUGAGUCAAAGAGAUUUCUGUGAUCCCAAUAAAUUUGAAUAGGCAGAUAUUAUGAAGAGAAGAUUAUUCAACUAAUGCUAAGGUCACCUGGACACAGCUGCCUCUAUUAUGGAGAAUUCAGUAUGGAAGCUUGGCUCAACCUUACAACAAAAGUAAACUAAUGUGCAGAACACUGAAAAUGUCAAAAUGGAAUGAAGACUUAAGAAAGUAUAGCCUUUUUGUAAAUUUUAUUCGAUUUCUCAAAGCAGUUAUAAGUACAACAGUCGCAGUAUGCAUAUGAGAGAGACAAUGAUGACAAACAGCUGGAAUUUGAAGUAUUUCAUUAUUCUUUUGAAACGAUGUUGAACAUGAAUCCUUACAUGACAUGUGAAAACCAUCAGCAUUGUAGCUUUAUGUGAUUCAAUGAUAACUUUCUUUAUGAUGUCUAGUUAAAUUGUAAUUCCAUAAAGAAUCAUAUCCACACCAUCUUUUUGUGUUUUGUGACCUUCUCGACUCAUAGGUGAAGUCCUUUAUUAGUACUAAUGUCUUUCAAAUUCAUUGAAGAUUUUUCAUUGUCUGUGGUGAGGCCUUUCAUUUGCAUACUAAUUUCAAAUGUGAACAUAACAUUUUGAAUGAUUUAGUAACCUUAUGCAUUCUUUCAUGUAGAAAGGAUAUAGAAAUAUACAUGUACGGCUUGUCAAAUGAUGUAAAAACAAGGAUCCUCUUAUCAAGGAGAUGCUACUUCUUGCUGGAAAUGUCUUUCAUAACAUUCUGAUGAAAACUUCUAUUUUAAAUAUUUGAAUUGAAUUGAAUAACUUUAUUGUCCAUAAAGGAAAUUCUCUUUUCACUGGUUUACACACAAGUAGAUGCAAUGUAUAUACACAGAACGAAACAAAAGAUGAUGAAAACAUGUCAACAUGGGGAAAUAUAUCCAACUCAGGUAUGCAUGGUUCUCUAAAAAAAUUACAAUAAUCAAGUAUUUGAAUUUUGAAAUACAAGUCAAGGUUAAAGUCGGGUUUAGGAAUAGAUUCAUAUUCCAAAAUAAUCAUGUUUAGUUAUACAUGUACUGUAUUUAUCGGCAAGAAGUAAUGGCCAAUUAAUUUAUCUAUUACCUUCUUGCUCUGAAAAAAAGACUUAUGAAUUGCCUCAAUUCCAUACAUUUUAUACCUGUAGAGAUCACUGAAAAUGUAUUUCAAGAUUGAUGAAACACCCAGGGAAUAGAAAAAAGGAAUUACUUGAGAAAUAAAUAAAAAUAUGAUUCAUACAGGACCUGGAAAGGAUGAUAUAGGUGCGUAUUCCCAUCUACAGGGGGGGUAUCAACUAAGAUUGAUGGCACACUCCCAUGCAGUGUGCGAUGUAUAUAUGGUGAUUGCAUACAAAUUAUUCCAUGGGCAAAAGUCAAGAUUCAAGAUUAUAUAUGAGAAUUGCAUGAGUGAUAGUUAGCCCCAUGAAAACUGAACAUUGAACCAAGCAUAAGACUUAACCUCACGCUUAAAAAUUUAUGAUGAUUCUUGACCUCACAUAAUUAUCAACCAAAGUCAUAUUAUAACACAUUGAUUCAGGGGCCGCGGAACCGGGGGGGCUGGGGGGCUUCAGCCCCCCCCACUUUUUUCCAAAACCGUGUACAAAAACUUAAAAAUGACCAUAUGAUUGUGAUUUUUAGCAUGGUCAGCCCCCCCCCCACUUUUGGCUCAGCCCCCCCACUUUGAAAACCGUUCCGCGGCCCCUGUGAUUCUUCAGAGGAAUAUAGACAGGGACCAUUGUGCAUUGAGAAAAGUGAAAUGAUUUGUAUACAUGUUACUCAUGAAAUGAGAGUACCUUAUGAGGAUAAUGAAUGUCUGAAAGACUUAAACUCUUGUUUGAAUUUAACCUGAAGGUUUG
This is a messenger RNA of Lytechinus pictus (painted urchin), 8145 nucleotides long. Its product is annotated as DNA mismatch repair protein Mlh3-like. Gene Ontology annotation, biological process: mismatch repair. The coding region runs from base 49 to 5145 and encodes 1698 amino acids. The record is from RefSeq and is a predicted model, not a curated record. Lineage: Eukaryota; Metazoa; Echinodermata; Echinoidea; Temnopleuroida; Toxopneustidae. The transcript is spliced from 9 exons. Gene Ontology annotation, molecular function: ATP binding; mismatched DNA binding; ATP hydrolysis activity. Gene Ontology annotation, cellular component: mismatch repair complex.